Molecule: messenger RNA, 2810 nt
Organism: Boleophthalmus pectinirostris (great blue-spotted mudskipper)
Lineage: Eukaryota; Metazoa; Chordata; Actinopteri; Gobiiformes; Gobiidae
Product: nucleolar protein dao-5-like
Exons: 23
Coding region: 225-2483 (752 amino acids)
Source: RefSeq, a predicted model, not a curated record
AGUUUCCCCCCUGUCCAAAACAUCCCGCUCUUCUCCCUCCAGCUGCCAUUUACGACUUUUGGCCUUGUCAUGCCUUUUAUUAAUUGUUUUUAGCGUUUUAAAUUGUCGGCUGCGUGUCUCUUUUAGUCGUUUUUACUUUUGUUGCGUCAUUAUUACUUGGUGUUCCCCGGAAAAAGGCUCGGUUCUGGUUCGGAGAGAGAGUUCGGUGUAAUUCUAAGACGAAAAUGAUGAGCAGUCCAGUGAACAAAGUCAGCCAUUCAGGAGAUGACCAAAGUUCAAGCUCAGAUGAUGAUGUUCCGCUGACCAAAUUAACGACAAAGAAACCAAUCGAGAUGGAAAGUUUUACACCAACAUACAGUGAUGAAAAUGGUAAAGACAACUCCUCCGCCGAUGAAGAUGUGCCACUUGCAAAACUAGUAACAAAUGAACAGAGCACAGAAAAGUCACAUGAAAUGGACCAAAGUGGAGAUGCCUCCAGCUCAGAUGAUGACGUGCCUGUUUCAGAAUUGGUGAAGAAGAAACAAAGAAAAGACAGCUGUAGCUCAGAUGUGUCUUUGAAACAGAGUGAGAAUAAAAGUGUGACAUCUUCAAACAACAAUGGAAAUGGUAAAGACAACUCCAGCUCAGAAGACGUUCCUCUUUCAAAGUUGGUGACGAAAAAAACAAAUGAUGAGAAAAUUGUUACUGCAUCAAGUAAAAAUUCUCUCUUUUCAGGCGAGGACAGUUCAGACGAUGAAGUACCUCUUUCUAAGUUGGCUUCGAAGACGGAAAAUGAGAAAUCAAGCAAAAAUCUCAAGAGAACUUCAAACAAGGAUCAAAAUGGGAAAGACAGCUCCAGUUCGGACGAUGAUGUCCCUCUGUCAAAGAUGACAAAAAAACAGACCGAUAAGAACGAAGAAGAUGACAGCUCAGGAGAUGAUGUACCGCUUUCAGAUCUUGUGAGGAAGCAGCAAGCUGGAAAGAAGUCGCCUGAAAAGAAAAGUUCAGAAACUGAUCCAAAAGAGGAUGAAGACUCUGAAGAUGACGUUCCUCUGUCAAAGAUUAAGACCAAAACAGAGGCCAAGAGAAAAGUGUCUAAACGCAAGAAACUUUCAGACGACAACAAAAGUGAGUCCGAUUCUUCUGAUGAUGAGCCUCUAAUAAAGAAGAAAAUGGCCACUCCAGCAUCGAGCAAAAGAAGAAAAAAGGAAACAGCAAAGAAGAGAGCCGGCGUCACUAAGAGGAAAUCUGCUCCAAAAACAAAGAAAAAAAAAGCUUUGAAUAGUGACAGUUCUGAUGACGAACCUCUGAGUGAAGUUGUAAAAAAACUCAAACAGAAAACAGCACCUUCAGAUGAGACUCGCCUUUCCCAGCGAAGUGCAGCUCAGAAACAAGUAAAAUAUGUGGACUCUUCCAGUGAAAGCACAGACAGUGACGCAAUAGUGAAACCAAAAACAUCAAAAACUUCUGCAAAGAAAAAGUCGUCUACAACCAAGCAAGCACCCACAAAAUCAAAACUAAAAAGCAAGAGUAAAGAUGUGGACUCUAGUGACGACUCGGACGACGAUGAACCUUUAGCAAAUCUAAAAAGAUCCAAAUCCUCUCCAGACAAACGCACUCCCGCAAAAUCCAGACAAAGUAAAUAUGUGGAGUCCAGUGAUGACUCAGAUGAUGAUGUACCUUUAGCAAAACUUAAAACCAAGAAAAAGACAACUCCAGCCAAACGAACACCAGCAAAGCAAAGUAAAUAUGUGGAGUCCAGUGGUAGCUCAGAGGACGAUGUACCUUUAGCAAAACUUGCAAAUAAAAAAGCAUCUCCAGCCAAAAGGGCAUCUGCAAAAUCAAAACAAAGUAAAUAUGUGGAGUCCAGUGGUAGCUCAGAGGACGACGUACCUUUAGCAAAACUUAAAACAAAACCUGCGAAUAAAAAGACGACUCCAGCCAGAAGGACAUCUGCAAAAACAAGUAAAUAUGUAGAGUCCAGUGGUAGCUCAGAUGACUAUGUACCUUUAGCAAAACUUAAAACAACAAAACCUGCAAAUAAAAAGAAGACUCCAGCCAGAAGGACAUCUGCAAAAACAAGUAAAUAUGUAGAGUCCAGCGGUAGCUCAGAUGAUGAUGUACCUUUAGCAAAACUUAAAACAACAAAACCUGCAAAUAAAAGGACGACUCCAGCCAGAAGGACAUCUGCAAAAUCAAAACAAAAAUUGUCAAGUGAAAGUUCUGAUGACGAGGCGCUGAUAAACCUCGUGGAAAAAGCGAGAAAAGGGACAAAGAAGACAAAAAAACACACUACCUCCGAAGAGGAAGAGGAGGAGGAGGAGGAGCCAAGGAAGAGUUUUGUAGCAGAUGAUGAUUCCUUAGUAAAAGUUGCAGACCACGUUGAAAUUAAUAAAAUGAUUAGGAUUAUGCUUGAAAAGUGUGACAUGAAAGCAGAAACACAAGUCCCCGAAGCAGCUACAAAAAAUCUUGAAGUCUCAGCCAAUUCAUCUGAUGGAGAAUGAUUUUAUACUCGCACUCAAGUCCGAUUGAAAUGAAAUGAAGUGGUGAAAAAAUUAAUUGAAAUUUAUGAAGUCACUUAUUGCAUUCCUAUUUUAUAUUUUUACUUUCAGCCAUAUUUAAGGAUUUUGUAUUUUUGGUAAAAAUGGUUCAUUGUCAUGGGUAUUAUCUUGUUAAUUGGACUGCGUUUUUAUUAUUGUGUCAAGUUUUAUACACAAUUAUUUAAUGGUAUUUGAUCUUGGUCACGUUUCUUUUAAAGAAAAUAUUCAGUCGUGCAUUGUAGCAGUGUAAAAAAACAAAAAAAAAAACAAGAAUAAACUGCUUUGUUUGUG